This is a messenger RNA of Pseudophryne corroboree (corroboree frog), 1188 nucleotides long. RefSeq lists its product as uncharacterized. The coding region runs from base 1 to 1188 and encodes 395 amino acids. NCBI's taxonomy places the organism in Eukaryota, Metazoa, Chordata, Amphibia, Anura, Myobatrachidae. The transcript is spliced from 2 exons. The record is from RefSeq and is a predicted model, not a curated record.
AUGGCAGCCAGGGAAGAUGCUCGCAAGGACCGUUUCCUGGCAGUGGAACAAACCAUGCAGAAAAAUUUUAUGGAUCAUAUUCGUGAGCUACAGAGGGAGAAACAGGAGUUUCUCACAUCUGUGUUUGGUAGCCAAAGUCAACGCUUAGGGCACCCACAUAAUAUGCCUCCCCAAUACAGUCACUCAUAUCCCCAUUUCAAUCCUGCACCGUACCCAGCACCAUAUGAGUAUACUCAUCCCCAACCACCCCCUACACAGAGGCCGGUAGAUGCUAAUGCACCGGUGUACCAAGCACCGUAUGAGUAUACUCAUCCCCAACCACCCCCUACACAGAGGCCGGUUUAUUCUAUUGCGCAGGUGUACCAAGCACCAUAUGAGUAUAAUCAUCCCCAACCACCCCCCACACAGAGGCCUGUGGAUCCUAAUGCACUGGUGUACCAAGCACCGUAUGAGUAUACUCAUCACCAACCACCCCCUACACAGAGGCCUGUGGAUCCUAAUGCACUGGUGUACCAAGCACCAUAUGAGUAUACUCAUCCCCAACCACCCCCCACACAGAGGCCUGUGGAUCCUAAUGCACUGGUGUACCAAGCACCGUAUGAGUAUACUCAUCACCAACCACCCCCCACACAGAGGCCUGUGGAUCCUAAUGCACUGGUGUACCAAGCACUGUAUGAGUAUACUCAUCCCCAACCACCCCCUACACAGAGGCCGGUGGACCCUAAUGCAGUGGUGUACCAAGCACCGUAUGAGUAUACUCAUCACCAACCACCCCCUACACAGAGGCAUGUGGAUCCUAAUGCACUGGUGUACCAAGCACCAUAUGAGUAUACUCAUCCCCAACCACCCCCUACACAGAGGCCGGUGGACCCUAAUGCAGUGGUGUACCAAGCACCGUAUGAGUAUACUCAUCACCAACCACCCCCUACACAGAGGCCUGUGGAUCCUAAUGCAGUGGUGUACCAAGCACCGUAUGAGUAUACUCAUCACCAACCACCCCCUACACAGAGGCCUGUGGAUCCUAAUGCAGUGGUGUACCAAGCACCGUAUGAGUAUACUCAUCACCAACCACCCCCUACACAGAGGCCGGUGGACCCUAAUGCACCGGUGUGCCAAGCACCCUACAGAACAGUGAGAUCUUCUACACGGAACAUUGGCAGCUAUGAGAAGGUUGCUGCACUCUCCUAA